GAACUCAGAACGUUCAGGAUGAGUAAUGUGACCUGACGGCGAGGGAAACUGCGGGUGGACAAAGAUGGGCGGGUCUGGAUUCGCCUUGGGCGUUUUAGUGCUUCUGUGUGUCUUGAUUAGUUUUGAUGGGGCAAGGGGAGGCUACUCCCGAAACGCAUGCUAUUUUUGCACGGACACUGGCAGCAAUCCGGACUGUCGAGAUUAUGACGUCCUGCACAAAGCGAAUCUGAACAACAACGACACAGACCAGGAACUGUUGAGGAACUGCUCUGCAUCACAGCCUUUCUGUAUGAUCGAAGUCUACAUUAAAUUAGGUCUGGUGUACAGCUACAUCCGGGACUGCACAUCGAAUCAGAACGAUUCCUUCUCAUUCGCCAAGGAAGGGAGACUGAAAGUUAUUACCGCUACCAACAUCACAACCUGUACGUUCGACAAGCAAACCAUGGGUCAGAUGUGCUUGACCAUAUGCAGUGGUCAGUUCUGCAACGGACCGCAGGUGUCAGAAGGUCUGGUAUUGGUGCCUUGCUUGAAGAGCGUGCUUUUACCAAUCUUGGUAAUGGCACUUGGAACACCUGGUGCCAGAUUCGUCGUAUAAAUGGACAAGAACUCGUUGGAUUUAGAUCAGUUUUGUUUGAAAUCAAAUGACAAGCCUCUUGAUUGACUGUAUGUAUUUAAUUGGCACGUGUUAUAUUUUGUAUUUGUCAACUCAAUAAAACAGCGUACAUCAGUCAGGUCACGUUUGACCAUAAGUGACCGAAAUAGUUUCCGAUGUAAUUCCUUCUUUUGACUUGUACCAUAUGUUACCGUGUUUGUUCAGAUGAACACUUGACUUGCCUUUGCAUGUGUUUCUGAUGGGUGCCUAACGUGGAGCAGGAUACGCCCACCUUUUCGCGAACACCCGGUGUUUGAUAGUGAUUCAUAAAUUCAUGAUUUUGAUAGACAUUUUGUAACGUUCUUGUGAUUGAUGAUAAGUUUCUCAGCUUUCAUUUCGAUAGUAUAUGUGUCAUGCUUUAACAUCAGAUGUUUUUCAUACCAAACGGUGUUUGCACACUCGUUUACAAAUAUUCUGUGCAAAUAAUGUCAUCAUUUCGAUAUCAAGUUACGACUGGGGAAAAUCUUCACAUCAAUCGAUCAUACCUUGAUAUUUUGAUAGCAGAUCAUUUAAAAAAAACACGUCCUAGCUUGAAUACUAAUUUCUAUAGCGUCGUGCAUGCUGGUGUGUACUUGUGGUUGUACAGGGGGUACCACCUAUUACCAUUUUUGGGUAUGACGCGACCAGAGGAUCGAACCUCCAAACUUCCGCUCUGUGGGUAGACGCUCUAUCUAGUACACCACGGAGGCGGUUUGAUCACUGUCUUGUUGAUACAAUCAAAUGGGCAUAACGACGGUUUUCUCUUACUUCAACUUGUUUGAACAGCUUCCAUUUGAACGAUCCAUCUGUAUUAAAGGUUAUGGGGAACGAGUCAUGCCUCGACAGUGUAUUUUGUAUUAUAUGUAAUUAGGUAAUACCCCGAAGACAUACCCUCGUCGAUAGCACUCUGAUCCCCAAGGUACAUAUAAAAUGUCAAGUUUAAUACACAUAUUGGUAAAUGUCUUGCCUGUCAGACAUUCCGAGUGCACUUAUGUAAAUCGAUAAAGUAAUCAUAGUUAUUGUGUAACAUACAUUUCAAAUUGUUUUUGGCAUUUUUGUUGUCCAAUAAAUGCGAACCGUGUAAUUGAAAGUGUUAUGCGUGAAAAGGAACAUUUAUUCUUGAUUAUCUUAGAUAUUUGAUGUGUGUGAGCACUAAGUUCAAUAAGUGGGAAAGUAAAAAUAAACUUAUCAGGUAAAACCAGGACUGUACGUUGCAUGUGAAAGAUUCAUUGUCUGUUUGUUUUUCUGCGCUGUGAGAUGAAAGUUAAAGGAAUAUUGAGUGUUUAGGCAAGUUCAUGUCCUUUCUAAAAUACAGUUAUGAACCUGGAAUGAGUGAAGGUGCUGGUACUGGCAACUGUUUUUGGUUUCUUUCUUCAUCUUAUUUUUAACAAAGAAAAUGACUUGUCAAGGCGUUAAAUAAGUAUCACUGUACUUUGUUUUUAUCAGAAAUUAUGUUAAGAAUGCCCCUAUGGGCGUUCAACUUGGUGAUGAAACUAGCAACUAUAAUUGCCUCAUCCAUCCUUUUUAUUAUCAAAACACUUCAUAUGCUUUGCAUAAUUUACAUUGGACAAAUUCCAAAGUCAUCAACGUGUUUGUAAGAUAAAACUCAAUAAAUCUUAUAAAUAUAA
Messenger RNA from Haliotis rufescens (red abalone), 2259 nucleotides. RefSeq lists its product as uncharacterized. The transcript is spliced from 3 exons. The record is from RefSeq and is a predicted model, not a curated record. Lineage: Eukaryota; Metazoa; Mollusca; Gastropoda; Lepetellida; Haliotidae. The coding region runs from base 65 to 595 and encodes 176 amino acids.